Molecule: messenger RNA, 5244 nt
Organism: Epithele typhae
Lineage: Eukaryota; Fungi; Basidiomycota; Agaricomycetes; Polyporales; Epitheliaceae
Product: beta and beta-prime subunits of DNA dependent RNA-polymerase
Exons: 14
Coding region: 1-5244 (1747 amino acids)
Biological process (GO): transcription by RNA polymerase II
Cellular component (GO): RNA polymerase II, core complex
Molecular function (GO): DNA binding
Source: RefSeq, a predicted model, not a curated record
AUGCUCGGCCACCAGUUCGCGUACUCUGCGGCCCCCGUCCGCAAAGUGCGGGAGGUCCAGUUUGGUAUCCUCUCCCCCGAGGAGAUAAAAGCGUAUUCUGUUGCCAAAAUUGAACACCCAGAGGUCAUGGACGAAACCACUCACAAGCCUAAGCUGGGAGGUCUCAUGGACCCUCAUAUGGGUACUAUCGACCGCAAUUUCAAGUGCCAGACGUGUGGAGAGGGGAUGUCGGAGUGUCCGGGGCAUUUUGGGCAUAUCGAGCUCGCGAGGCCUGUUUUUCAUCCAGGCUUCAUUGUGAAAGUGAAGAAGAUUCUGGAGUGCAUUUGCGUAAACUGUGGACGGUUGAAGGUCGACAGUUCCGACCCGACUUUCAAAGACCGUAUCAGCCACAUCCGCGACCCCAAAGCCCGCAUGCAAGCGGUGUGGGGUAUCUGCAAGAGCAAGAUGUCGUGCGACCCUGAUGAGCCCAAGGACGAGAAUGAGGGUGAACAGGAGGAGCCUAAGAAGGGCCAUGGGGGUUGUGGAGCCAACCAGCCAGUGAUUCGCAAGGAGGGUCUCAAGCUCUUCGUGCAGUACAAACGCGGGAAGGAUGAAGACGAGUCGCUUCAGCCUGACAAGCGGCUGUUCCCUCCGCACGAGGUCUACACCGCAUUGAAGAAGAUCACAGACUCGGAUCUCAAGUUCCUCGGUCUUUCAGUCGAGUACGCCCGACCGGAAUGGAUGAUACUCACCGUCUUGCCUGUCCCACCACCUCCCGUCCGUCCCAGUAUCGCUGUCGAUGGCGGUACUAUGCGCAGUGAGGACGAUCUGACGUACAAGCUCGGCGACAUCAUCAAGGCUUCUGCGAACGUCCUUCGCUGUCAACAAGAAGGCGCCCCCGCGCACGUUAUUAACGAGUUCGACCAGCUUCUUCAGUUCCAUGUCGCGACGUACAUGGACAACGACAUCGCUGGCAUCCCGCAAGCUACCCAGAAGUCCGGUCGUGCAGUCAAGGCGAUCCGUGCUCGUCUCAAGGGCAAAGACGGUCGUCUCCGUGGCAACCUCAUGGGCAAGCGAGUUGAUUUCUCAGCUCGUACUGUUAUCACGGGCGAUCCCAAUCUGGAGCUGGAUGAAGUCGGCGUCCCGCGCACGAUCGCUAUGAAUCUGACCUUCCCUGAGCGAGUCACGCCUUACAACAUCGCAUAUCUUCAAGAGCUUGUGCGGAAUGGUCCAACAGUGUACCCUGGUGCAAGAUAUGUGGUUCGGGAUACCGGUGAGCGUAUCGAUCUGCGGUACAACAAGCGGGCGGAUGCGUUCCUUCAAUACGGGUGGAUCGUUGAGCGGCACCUGAAGGAUGGCGAUUUCGUUCUCUUCAACCGUCAGCCUAGUCUGCACAAGAUGAGUAUGAUGAGCCAUCGAGUUCGCUUGAUGCCAUAUUCCACUUUCCGUCUCAACCUUUCUGUUACUCCGCCGUACAACGCCGAUUUCGAUGGUGAUGAAAUGAACAUGCACGUACCACAGAGUGAAGAGACCCGUGCAGAGCUCUCGCAGAUUGCAUGGGUUCCCCGUCAGAUCAUCUCGCCGCAGGCUAAUAAACCGGUUAUGGGCAUCGUGCAAGACACUCUGUGUGGAAUCCGCAAGUUCACUUUGCGCGACUGCUUCUUGGAAUGGAACCUGGUUCAAAACAUCCUCCUUUGGGUCCCUGACUGGGAUGGCACCGUUCCCACUCCCGCGAUAAUCAAGCCCAAGCCGCUUUGGACUGGCAAGCAGCUGCUCAGCAUGUGCAUCCCUCGUGGAAUCAACAUCUUCCGCUCGGCCGAACCGAAAUCGAAUAACCCAGUGUUCGACGACGGUAUUAUGAUUGAGAACGGAGACAUCAUCUUCGGCAUCGUCGAGAAGAAGACGGUCGGCGCCUCGCAGGGUGGUCUCGUCCACGUCGUCUUUCGAGAGAAGGGCCCCGAAGCCACUCGCGGUCUUUUCACCGGGUUGCAACAAGUCGUCAACUAUUGGCUCUUCCACAAUGGUUUCAGCAUCGGCAUCGGCGACACGAUUGCGGAUCGAAAGACGAUGGCGUAUAUUCAGGACCAGAUCUCGAUGCGGAAGAAGAAUGUCCAGGACAUUCUCGGCGAUGCCUACCAUGACCGUCUCAAACCCUCCCCUGGAAUGACCAUCCGCGAGUCGUUCGAGAAGAAGGUUGAGCGUGAGCUGAACCUGGCCCGUGACCACAGCGGUCAGUACGCGCAGAAACACUUGAAGGAGGACAACAACGUCAAGCAGAUGGUGGUCGCCGGUUCCAAGGGUUCUUUCAUCAACAUCUCGCAGAUGUCUGUCUGUGUGGGCCAACAGUCCGUGGAAGGGAAGCGCAUCCCCUUCGGUUUCCGCCAUCGCACUCUCCCCCACUUCACCAAGGACGACUUCAGCCCAGAAGCUCGCGGGUUCGUCGAGAACUCAUAUCUACGAGGUCUCACUCCCCAGGAGUUCUUUUUCCACGCAAUGGCUGGUCGGGAGGGUCUCAUCGAUACUGCCGUCAAGACCGCCGAGACCGGCUAUAUUCAGCGUCGUCUCGUCAAGGCCCUCGAGGAUGUCCAAGUCUGCUACGACGGCACCGUUCGCAACUCUUUGGGCGAUCUCAUCCAGUUCGUGUACGGAGAGGACGGCAUGGACGGCGCGUUCAUCGAGCGACAAAACAUCGAAACUUUCGCUCUGAAUAACGGCCAGUUCGAGCAUGACUACCGCGUAGACGUCACCGACCCAACAGGUGGCUUUUUACCCGGCGUCCUCCAAGUUGGUCUUGACGACAGCUCCCUCGAGCUCCAGGCCAAGCUGGAUGAGGAGUUCGCGCAGCUUUCCGAAGACAGGCAGCUUCUCCGCGCAUUCAUCUUCCCUCGAACCGACCCCAGUGCUCCUCGCUAUCUCCCCGUCAACCUGCAGCGCAUCGUCCAAAACGCGCUCCAGAUCUUCCACAUCGACAGGCGCAAACCGAGCGAUCUCGAGCCGGCGUACAUCAUCGACUCCGUUCGGCAGCUCUGUGAUCGGCUCGUCGUCGUCCGUGGAAACUCGUUCCUAGCGAGAGAAUCCCAGGCAAAUGCCACCCUUCUCUUCAGGAUGCACCUCCGCGCGACCUUCGCGGCUCGUCGCGUCCUCGAGCGCUAUCACUUGAACCGCGAGGCUUUCGAGUGGGUCAUGGGAGAAGUCGAGGCAAAGUUCAAUCUGUCGGUCGCUCAUCCAGGCGAGAUGUGUGGUACCCUCGCAGCGCAGUCCAUCGGAGAACCUGCUACGCAGAUGACCCUGAACACCUUCCACUACGCUGGUGUGUCAAGUAAGAACGUCACUCUCGGUGUACCUCGACUCAAGGAGAUCAUCAACGUCGCGACUAACAUCAAGACGCCAUCGCUUUCGGUAUACCUCGAGCCCGAGAUCGCGAGGGACACCAUGCUUGCCAAGACGGUCGAGCAAGAGCUCGCCUUCACCUCCCUCCGCACCGUCACCGCCGCCGUCGAGAUUUGGUACGAUCCGGACCCGAGCUCCACCAUCAUCGAAGAGGACGAGGACUUCGUGCACGCGUUCUUUGCCAUUCCUGACGACGAAAUCGAGCAGAAGCUCCACCUCAUGUCUCCGUGGCUUCUUCGUCUGGAGCUCGACCGCGCGAAGAUGAUCGACCGCAAGCUCUCUAUGACCUACGUCGCCAACCGUAUCGCGCAGAGCUUCAAGACCGACCUCUUCGUCAUCUGGAGUGAAGACAACUCUGAAAAGCUCGUCAUUCGGUGUCGUGUGCUGGGCGGCGCGGACAAAGACGAAGAGGACAUGGGUCAAGUCGAGGAGGACAUCUUCUUGCGGCAACUCGAGAAUACGAUGCUGAACUCCGUCGAGCUCCGCGGUGUCCCCGGCAUCCACCGUGUCUUCCUGCUGGAGCACGACAAAAUCGUCAUCUCGCCUUCGGGCAGCAUCGAGGCGCGUUCCGAGAAGGAGUGGGUGUUGGAGACGGAUGGCGUCAAUCUCAAGACGGUCAUGUGCAUCGACGGUGUCGACUUCAGGCGGACGUACUCGAACAGCUGUGUCGAGAUCUUCGACGUGCUGGGUAUUGAAGCUGCUCGCGCCGCCAUCAUGAAGGAACUUCGUGGUGUCAUCGAGUUCGACGGUUCCUACGUGAACUUCCGCCACCUGGCCCUUCUCUGUGACUUGAUGACGCAUCGUGGAUCGCUCAUGGCCAUCACCCGACACGGCAUCAAUCGCGCGGACACCGGGGCACUCAUGCGUUGUUCGUUCGAGGAGACAGUCGAGAUUCUUAUGGAGGCCGCUGCGGUAGGCGAGAAGGACGACUGCCACGGAAUCGCGGAGAACAUUCUGUUUGGCCAGAUGGCGCCAAUGGGAACGGGCGCGUUCGACGUCACCCUCGACAUCGACAUGCUGAAGGACGUUAUUGUGGAUCACCGCUUGCCGGUACAGGAGAUGCUGCGCGCCCAAGUUGACGGAGGCAUGACUCCAGGACAGGUUGCGAUGACUCCGUACGACAGCAACUCGCCUAUGUGGAGUCAAGACGUCUCGUUCAAGGGCGAAGCUGCCGCGUUCUCACCACUCGCAGUCAGCGGAAGCGACGAUGCGCCGGCAGCUUACAACCUCUUGAGCUAUGGCAUGAGCCCCAUGGGCGCAGGUGUGAUGUCCCCAGCGGCGCCCGGCUACAGCCCGAGCUCUCCCAACGCGUACUCGCCGACGUCCCCAUACCUCGCGCAGUCGCCGUUUGGUGGUGCGACAUCGCCCAUGGGCACGUCUCCCUACGCGACGUCGCCGUACUACGACCACAGUCGCGGCGCAACAUCCCCCACAUACUCGCCUACUUCCCCCGCCCUCAACCUCACGUCACCCACCUACUCGCCGACGAGUCCACGGUACUCGCCCACAUCACCUAACUUCUCUCCCACCUCUCCGCGCUAUAGCCCACAGUCCCCGUCGUUCAGCCCGACGUCGCCGCGGUACUCACCCACGAGCCCGUCGUUCAGUCCCGCCUCUCCGCGGUACUCGCCUACUCCUGCUCAGAUGUCUCCCACGUCGCCGAAGUACUCGCCCACGUCACCAGCGUCGCCCGCAUCUCCUCGAUACUCCCCCACUUCCCCCGCAUACUCCCCAACCUCCCCCGCGUAUUCACCCGCAUCCCCUGCGUAUAGUCCGACGUCCCCACAAUGGUCUCCGUCGAGCCCGGCGCAGAACACGAAUGGGACGUCGUCGACACGCAACCGUCCGUACAGCACCUCGCCUUCCUGGGACUAA